AUGGAAAGAUCCACAAGGAAUUGCUCUUGUUACUCUGAACUGGGAGAAUCCUUCAUAUGUUAUGAUACAUUGUUAAGGCGACAGGACCACCAGGAGAAACUGGUAAAGAAGUCAACAAUUAUAUCCGAACAAACAUCAAGUAAGGAGAGAAGCUUUGAAAGGAAUGAAUUUGGGAAAAACUUCAGUCUAAGGUCAAUCCUAGUUACACAGGAGAGAGUUCCUAUGGUGAAGAGUUUCUGUAUGUGUGAUAUGUAUGGAAAGAGCUUCAAAAAUGAUUUGUACCUAAUUAAAUGCCCAAGAAUCUAUGCAGGAAAGAAAUCUUUUAAGUAUACUGAAUGUAAGAAAACCUUCAGCCAGAUUUCACAAUUUAAUCUUCAUCAGAAAAUUCAUUCAGAAGAGAAACCCUUUAAGUGUAAUGAAUGUGGAAAAGCCUUCACCAAGCGGGCAAAUCUUACUCAGCAUCAAAAAAUUCAUUCUGGAGAAAAACCCUAUAAAUGUAAUGAAUGUGGGAAAACUUUUAAUAAACGGGCAAACCUUACUCAACAUCAGAAAAUUCAUUCUGGAGAGAAACCCUAUAAAUGUAAUGCAUGUGGGAAAGCCUUCUCCAUCAGAUCACACCUUACUCAACAUCAGAGAAUUCAUUCCGGAGAGAAACCCUAUAAGUGUAAUGAAUGUGGGAAAGCUUUUACUCAGAAGACACACCUUAAUAAUCAUCAGAGAAUUCAUUCUGGAGAGAAGCCAUAUAAAUGUAGUGAAUGUGGGAAAGCCUUCACCAAACAGGCAAAUCUUAAUCAACAUCAGAAAAUUCAUUCUGGAGAGAAACCCUUUAAAUGUAGUAAAUGUGAGAAAGCCUUCACCAUCAGGUCUCGCCUUACUCAGCAUCAUAGAAUUCACUCUGGAUAG
This is a messenger RNA of Trichosurus vulpecula (common brushtail), 903 nucleotides long. RefSeq names its product zinc finger protein 678-like. Gene Ontology annotation, biological process: regulation of transcription by RNA polymerase II. Gene Ontology annotation, molecular function: RNA polymerase II cis-regulatory region sequence-specific DNA binding; DNA-binding transcription factor activity, RNA polymerase II-specific. The record is from RefSeq and is a predicted model, not a curated record. Lineage: Eukaryota; Metazoa; Chordata; Mammalia; Diprotodontia; Phalangeridae. Bases 1 to 903 code for a protein of 300 amino acids. The transcript is spliced from 2 exons.